This is a messenger RNA of Caenorhabditis angaria, 1201 nucleotides long. The record is from the annotation of a GenBank genome assembly. Lineage: Eukaryota; Metazoa; Nematoda; Chromadorea; Rhabditida; Rhabditidae.
AUGGACGAAUACUUCAAUAACAAUUAUACAAAGUACUGUAAAGAUGUGAAGUUCGACUUUUUCGAUAGUUCUGAUUUUGUGUUCAUUAUCGGUCAUUCAAUUAGUAUUGUUAUAAUUCCAAUCGAUAUUUUUGGAAUGUAUUGUAUAAUUACGAAAACACCAAAAAAAUUAGAAACAAAAGGAUGUUUGAUGUAUUUGCAAAGCAUGUAAGUAUUUCCAAUCAAUAUGAAAGUUUUCAAUCAACUUGGACAUUUACAGAAUAAUUUUCCUUGACAUUAAUUUAACAGUUUGCAUGAUACCAUAUCUGUUUUUCCCAACAUGUUCUGGAUUCACAAUAGGAAUUUAUCGCAGUAUCGGAUUUCCAAUGAUAUUUCAAUGUUUUAUUGCAGUUUUUGGAAUAAGUUUGAUGAAUUUCUCGAUUCCAAUUAUUUUUGAGAAUCGUCAUAACAUUCUUGUUAGAAGUAAUUUCAAAAUCACUGGAAAAUUCAGUCGUAUUUUAUUCUACUUUCUCAAUGUCACUCUUCCUUUCUUCUGUCAACUUCCCGUGUUUCUUCAUAUUCCAGAUCAAAUUCCUGCAGCUCUUGAGAUUUUGAAAGUAUGGAUUUCAAGAAUAUUAGGAUUUUUAAUAGAUGAUUCAUUUUCAGAGAAUACCUUGUCCAACAAUUGAAUAUUUUCAACAACCAGUAUUCACAUUAACUUUGAAAUAUGAUAAUGCUAUUUUUUCCUUGAGUACUACACUUUCGUUUGCUUUUAUUCAAAUUGUAUUUUUUUCAAUUCAUUCAUUUUAUCAUCUUCGAAAAAUAUCAAAUUUUGCAUCAGUAAAAACACAAAAAUUACAAAAAGCUGUAUUCUCAGCUCUCAGUUUACAAAUAUCUGUUUCCACUGCAAUUUUGAUUUUGCCGAUUUUUUAUUUUUGGUAUGCAUUUCAAUUCAAUUAUUAUCGACAAGGUCAGUAAUAUUUUUCGAAUUAUCAUUCAUUUAUUUUUUCUAUUUUGCAGGUUUUACAAAUAUCAGUAUUAUGAUGAUUGCAUCUCAUGGAUGUUUUGCAACUUUAACAAUGUUAUUUUGCCAUAAAAAUUAUCGAGAAUUUAUUUUAUCAUUUUUCUCAAAAAAUAAGGCAAAAGUUGAAGGACAUUCAAAUAAUCCUUCAUUUCAACGCAAAAGUAUGAGUGUUCGAAAUUUUUUGCCAAUUCGUUUUUGA